Ostreococcus tauri is the source of this 1461-nucleotide messenger RNA. RefSeq names its product Serine/threonine-protein kinase, active site. The coding region runs from base 1 to 1461 and encodes 486 amino acids. Gene Ontology annotation, biological process: protein phosphorylation. Gene Ontology annotation, molecular function: ATP binding; protein kinase activity; protein binding. The record is from RefSeq and is a predicted model, not a curated record. NCBI's taxonomy places the organism in Eukaryota, Viridiplantae, Chlorophyta, Mamiellophyceae, Mamiellales, Bathycoccaceae. The transcript has a single exon.
AUGUCGACUCAAAGCACAGUGGGUUUUGUAAUACAGAGCCACAGUGGGUGCUUCUCUCGACGCUCACGGUCGAGCGUAGGAGUCCCCAGGGGUACCGUUCGUCGCUCUUCUAUACGGCACGAAUUUCAAGUGACACUAGAAAAGCCUUUGGGCAUCAUUCUGCAACCAAACGUCGGUAUGAAAGGUGCACGCGUAGAUGAAAUUCGCUACGGAGGCAAUGCCGAAGCGACCGGAAACGUGUAUGCCGGUGAUGUCAUACAAAGCAUACAAAUAAAUAAAUCAGUGCUUGGCAACUGCGAUACCGUGCUCUUCGAAGAUAUAAUCUCUUUUAUAUCACAACAAUCAAGCUCAAAGGUUAAACUGUAUUUAGUGCGUUGUGAGAUAAGCCCCGUGGAGGCAGAGCCGGCUGAUCUGUCAGCUUAUUGGGGAGCGAAAAGGAAAGAGAAGAUAACGGGACGAGCGGUACUUCGUCGCACGGUAGGCGUUCAACCAGAAGACAUAAGAAUACUCAAAGGUGGACCUCUUGGCGAAGGUAGUUUUGGAACUGUAUUUAGGGGCAGAUGGAAGGACAAAGAUGUUGUACUUAAGUGUGCCAAACCAAACGUUUACGGUGCAAUAGAAUUUUUAGACGCCGAGCUUGAACUCAAUGAGACCGUACAUAGAUUAGCGAAGGGGUCGUGCGCGAGAUUUUACGGUUGCUGUGAAAUCGAUCAGCGGAAUGAAGGCCAGAUUUACAACGGUACACUGACCGCUGGGCUGUGGUUAAUGUGGGAGUAUUGUGGUUCAGUGACGCUUGGGGAAGCUCUGGUUGACGCGAAAAAGCUGCUCGACGUCACUACUGAAUCAUUCAACCUCCCUCGGACUGCGAAACAACAAGAAGUUGUCAAAGCUAUUUUAAGCUCUAUUUUUGAGAACUUGCAAAUGUUGCACACUGCAGGGAUCGUUCACCGAGAUGUCAAACCUGACAAUCUUAUUUUUACAAAAACAGGGCUCGUCUUUAUCGACCUUGGAGGAUCUGCACAGUGCUUAGGCAGGCCCAAGAAUUACAUACCGGGUGAAGGGCCGGCAGACCCUCGAUACUGCUUGCCUACAGACAUUUAUCUUUUACCUAAGGAGUCUCCAACGCCGGUUGACUCGAAUUUAUUACAGCUGUGGGAGCAUUAUCAACCCGAAAAAUUCGAUUUAUUCAGCGCCGGCAUCAUCAUGCUUCAAAUAUGCAUCCCUUCGUUAAGUCAUCCAGAUAAACUUACUAAGUUCAAAAGUGAGCUUGAGCAGUGUGACUUCAACCUUCAAAAGUGGCGAACCAAGUUUGACAAAUCUGCCUCUCCUGUGGGAGUAUCCGACGUGAGUGUUCUUGACGCUGAUGAGGGUGCUGGGUGGGAUCUUGCAAGUCAGCUGCUGAAGACCGAUAGAAAAGAACGCAUCAGCACGGUAGAUGCGUUGCAGCAUAGGUUUUUCUAG